AUGAAAAUAAACCAAGGAAUUUUCUUCGACACUUCUUCAAUUUGCGCGGUUUUCAUUAAUGUUUUACUUAUAACACUGAUAUUCAAGAGGUCUCCAAAAUUGCUGGGAUCUUACAAAUCCCUUAUGAUAUACAUCAAUGUUUUUGAGUUGACUUAUGCAAUCUUGUAUUUUGCGGAGAAGCCGAAUCCGUUCACAAAGAAGUCUGCAUUUUUCUUGAUCGUGAAUUGGAAAGAAUCCAUUUUUCCAAAGCCUAUUUCUUGUUUGCUGAACCUACUUUUCGUGGGGUUCUACGGAACAACCAUCGCCAUUUUGGCCCUUCAUUUUGUCUACCGUUUUCUUAGUGUAACAUGCAACAAACUGCUCAACUCAUUCAACUCGUGGAAAAUAAUACUUUGGUUUGCGUUGCCGCUUUUGAAUGGGACUAUGUUCAUGUUGAUUGGAAGCUUUGUAAUGUGCUCUAGCCCGGAAUCUGAUCGAUUUAUGAAGGAAAACUAUCAAGCCGUCAGGGAAAAUACUACCAGUUUUGAAGAUCUUUACUAUUUGGGGCCUUUUUUAUGGCCAAAACUUGGCAACUCAUCCACGGAGCAGUAUUUCAGUUGGAAAGAUGCAAUUGGGGGUAUGGCGAUAACUGGAGCAAUUGGCCUAUCUUGCUUCUUAAUGCUCUACUUGGGCCUACGCUGCUACCGAUGUAUAAACGCCACAAUAUCAACUGCUAGCAGCUCUUCUCACCUGAAAACAAUCCAAAAACAGCUACUGAAUGCGCUCGUUUUUCAAUCGCUAAUUCCUGUAUUGCUACUGCAUAUUCCUGCCUCUAUAAUUUUUGUAACAAUAUUUCUGGGCAAAUCGACGGAGGCAAUUGGGGAAACUGUGAGCUUGACAGUCGCGUGGUAUCCGGCUCUCAACCCACUUCCUGCUCUAUUUAUUAUAAAGAGUUAUCGUGAUACAAUCGGAGGUUUUCUUGUUGCUCUUCUUCGUCGGGUUGUUCCAAGAACAAAUGUGGUUGCUACCUAUGAGCAUCCUUCUCCAGGGUCACCAGCAAUCAGGGAAACUACUGUGAAUAAUUUAAAUAAGAUAACAUUGACCUAA
Caenorhabditis elegans is the source of this 1086-nucleotide messenger RNA. RefSeq names its product Serpentine receptor class r-10 (gene str-255). The transcript is spliced from 7 exons. Lineage: Eukaryota; Metazoa; Nematoda; Chromadorea; Rhabditida; Rhabditidae. Gene Ontology annotation, cellular component: ciliary membrane. The coding region runs from base 1 to 1086 and encodes 361 amino acids. The record is from RefSeq and is marked reviewed. Gene Ontology annotation, biological process: detection of chemical stimulus involved in sensory perception of smell.